AUGUUGUAAAAGAAGAACUCAGACAAAGAGAAUGCUUGUUAAAAUAAUAAGGAUACAUCAAAGCCACGAAUUAUAGGAGAUUAUUAAUUAGGUUUGGAGUUAUUUUAAUCUGAGUUAAAACUCUUGGAGUUGGCACAUUUGGUUUAGUUAAAUUGGGUUUGCAUCAAAUCACUGGAGAAAAGGUAGCCAUAAAGAUUUUGGAAAAGGAACGAAUAAUAGAAGUUGCAGAUGUUGAAAGAGUUUCAAGGGAAAUACAUAUUUUAAAAUUGAUUCGACAUAGACAUGUAAUUUAAUUAUAUGAAGUAAUAUUAAUAUUUAAAGUAGAUUAUAGAAACAAAGAAACACAUCUUUUUAGUAAUGGAAUUUUGUGAUAAUGGUGAACUCUUUGAUUAUAUUGUAAAGAAUGAAAAGUAAAUAGUCAAAGAUAAUUUCUUAGAUUAAAUGAAAUAGAAGCUUGUCGCAUAUUCUAAGAACUUAUAUCAGGCAUAGAAUAUAUUCACAAAUUGAAUAUAGUUCAUAGAGAUUUGAAACCAGAAAAUUUACUAUUAGAUCAUUAGAAUUAAAUUAAGAUAGUAGAUUUUGGACUAUCAAACACUUAUAAAUAAGGCGAGUUGUUAAAAACAGCUUGUGGAAGUCCUUGUUAUGCUGCUCCAGAAAUGAUAGCUGGUCAUAGAUACUAAAGUAUCUUAGUUGACAUAUGGUCAUGUGGUGUUAUUUUAUUUGCUACUAUUUGUGGAUAAUUACCGUUUGAAGAUAAGCACACUAGCGAUUUAUAUAAGAAAAUACUAGGUGGUUAAUAUACAAUACCUUCUCAUGUAUCAUAAGAUGGUUAAUAAUUUCUUAAAGGAUUACUAAACACAGAUCCUUCCAAACGUUUUAAUCUAUAAUAAAUAAAAGAACAUCCUUGGUUUAAGCUAUAUAAGAGAAUUUAGUCUAUUCCUUAAGGAAUUAUUAUAGGAUAUAGCAGAAUUCCAAUUGAUGAUGCAAUUGUUGAUUAAUUAGCAACAAAAGGAUUUAGUUCAGAUUAUAUAAAGAAAUGUCUAGAUGCUAAUAAACACAAUAAUUUAACUACAGCUUAUUUUCUUAUUUUAAAGAAACAUCUCAUGAAUGGUGGAUAAUCAGUUGCCGAUAUUAAUUCAAUUAAUUUUAAUGAAAAAUUAUUAGAACCUGCAACUCGUCCUUAGAAGCGUAGACUUUAUAUUUAUUUUUAGCACCUAUCAGUUCUCUUCUUGAUAGUUCAAUGAUGAAAACUCUUACACACAAUAGAUCUGGCUCAUGUUAACCAAAUAAAAAAUCCCAUACUCAAACUAGAGGACUUUCUAUUCCUACUGCUGAAGAUGCUAAAUCUAUCUAUAAUGGAUCUAAAAACUAUUAAACUUCAUCAUUAUCAUUUGAAGUAUAAUAAUUAAAAUAAUACAAUAAGGAUUAAUCAUUCCUCAUAGAAAGAAAUAAAUCUUAAUCAUUUUAACAGACUAAUAAUAAAAAGAUGACAACUGAUAUGUAAUUAAAUGAUACUCUAAAUAAAACUACAUAUUUGGCCACUUCUAAAAGAUCAUCUAAUACAACCACUGUAUCUCCAGCACAUAAGAACAUAUUACUAUAGUAUUUAAGUAUAAUAAUACCUUAUUAAUUAUAGAAACCCAACUCAAUACAAAUUACUAAAAUUAAAAUCUUACCCUUAAUUAUUCUUAACAAGACAAUAACAAAAAUUGUACUCCAACUGCUCUUAGGGGUAGUUCAUAACCGAAAAUACCAUAAAAUAGUAAAACAACUAAAAAUCAAAAGUCUUCUUAUUAAAAUUUUGAUACCUCUUAUGUUUAGGAUAAAAAAAAGGAAAAUAAACCAAUUAAUUUAGUGGAUACUACUAAUAUUGAUUGUAAAAAAAGAUCAUUACAUAUAGAUGGGGUAUAAUAUUCUAAUUUAAACAUUUAGGAUCUUUCUAUGCCAGCCAGCACAAAACCUUAAUCAAUGCCAUAUUAACUUUGGUUAAAAAUAAAUAGUAGAAAAGGAUCAAGAGAUCAUAGUGGAGGAGGUUAAAAAACUAAAAAAGCAAAUAGUAAUACUACAAAGGCUAAUAUUAAUUAAAGCUUCAAUUUUGACAAAAGAGUUUGA
Molecule: messenger RNA, 2112 nt
Organism: Paramecium pentaurelia
Lineage: Eukaryota; Ciliophora; Oligohymenophorea; Peniculida; Parameciidae
Source: the annotation of a GenBank genome assembly